UUGCGCACACUUGGGGUGCACACUUUCACUCUACCUGUCCUCCUCAACGGGGAGGGGUUUCGCUCUCCGGACCGUCAGGAGAUAUUGGCUUGUACCUGCUCCUUCCUGCUGGCUUCAGGACGUAUCAGAGACAUAUAAUGUUAGUCAAGACAUUCUUCCACUUUGGUCGAUAUUUCCUCUCCUAGCACUGGACGGCCGGGCUCGAUAAGGCGUAUGCUGUCAGUGGCCCUGAAACCCCAACAGAAGAAUCUGUGUCAGGGAGGCUGAGGCCGCCACUAUGGGUCAAGGUAACAGUCAGUUUACCGAAGCUGAACUUGAGGAAUAUCAGGAACUGACAUACUUCACCAAGAAGGAGAUACUUUAUGCACACAAACGCUUUAAGAAUCUGGCCUUGGAGAAGGUGGGACACAACCGUAAUGCCAAACUUCCCAUGGACAAGUUAUUGACUCUACCAGAACUGCGAGCCAACCCAUUUGGAGAACGUAUGUGUUUUAUUUUCUCAUCAACAAAGCUUAUGGUGAUAUUAUCUAGGCGGAGAGACCUUGAAGAGACCAUUACAAAGCUUGUAAGCCCACAGCGUUUUUCACCAGGAGAUAUGGAGGCACUGGUUUCAAGAGUUUUAGAGGAAGCUGAUCUAGAUGAUGAUGGUAUGCUGGCCUUUGCUGAGUUUGAGCAUGUCAUCUCCAAAUCUCCAGACUUUGCAGAUUCUUUCAGAAUUCGCCUUUGAAUAAGUAGUGGAAAAGUAAGUACUGUAUACAGCCUCUCCUCACUUAACGACAGGGUUCCAUUCCUAAGAGUAGGUCUGUAAGUGAAUUGGUUGUUAAGCGAAGAGCAUACUAUACUGAU
This is a messenger RNA of Cherax quadricarinatus, 846 nucleotides long. Lineage: Eukaryota; Metazoa; Arthropoda; Malacostraca; Decapoda; Parastacidae. The record is from RefSeq and is a predicted model, not a curated record.